Molecule: messenger RNA, 1236 nt
Organism: Seminavis robusta
Lineage: Eukaryota; Bacillariophyta; Bacillariophyceae; Naviculales; Naviculaceae
Source: the annotation of a GenBank genome assembly
AUGGGCAACAGCCGACGCUUCGGAAAGGGCGUGAAAGUUAUUAUCAAGUCUGGCAAUCUCCCCGCCAUUAUCAAAGAAGCAAGCGGCGAGAAGACGUGGGUUGUUCAUCCCAUUGAUGAUGAAGGAAAUCAAGUCGCUUCCGAUGCCAGGACUUUGAAAUCGCAACAGCUUCGCCACCUCAAACCCAAUGAGAAAUUUCCGGAAAUUGCGCCACCAAGCCAACCCAAGGAUCGUCGUCAGGGCAAGAAGAAGUCUUCACCAGCAGAAACGAGACCUCCACCCGUGGCAGUGGCUCCACCCGUGGCAGUGGCUCCACCCCCACCACCAUCCCCACCACCAUCACCACCACCACCACCAUCACCACCACCAUCACCACCACCACCACCAAAUGAUGAGCCGUCUUCACCACCAGCACCAGCAACACGUUGUUCCGGACGAGCAACCAAACCAUCAAGUAGGCUAAGCAUCUAUGAUACUGUGGCUUCGAGUCGAGGAGAAGCAGAGCAAGUGGAUGAGGAGUCCAAAUCUGAAGAAUCGGAUAGCUCCCAGGAGAAUGUGAUGGCCGGAGUCAAUCGUCGGCGUGCCAAACUGGCAGCAAGAAAAAGCCAAAUCCCCCACCUGAAGCUGAAUUCAAGGAGGAUCCAGAUCAAGCAUCGUGUGGGAAGCUACACCAGUGUUCCCGGUAAUAUUGAAACCAGCGGCAGUGAAGAAGACUCCAUCGCUGGUGGCGAAGAUGAACAAGUCACAGAUCGAAACCUUGAAGAAGACAUCCCCAGACACACGGACGUUGAUCUCGUUGAUGAAGAAGGCCAACCAGUCAUCGAUCCCAAUGACUUGCUCAUUGUUGAAGGCAUGGAGGAUGAAGACAAGUAUACGAAGAAAUGGCGCGAGUAUCAACAAGACAAGGCUCGGCUGAUCCAAGAAGGAUGGAGCGUGGAAAGGAAGGCUCCCAUGUCACAGGGCAUUGACAUUGGAGAGAAGGUGAAGGAGCGAUAUGGGCGACAGCGAUAUGGAGAGGUCAUUGCCAGCGAUCGAGAGGAAGGUGGACCGCCAACUUGGGAAGUGCAUUUUGAUGGAGCUUUGGAGCCAGAGACAAAAGUGCCAUCGACUUCUUUGACACUCAUUCGAGACAUGAGAAGCAUGACUUGGAGGAUUGUGGAAGACUCUCAUCCGGAAGGCGACGGUUGCGUUCCUUUCCAGAGUGAAUCCGAAGAGAAAGAUUGCACUGGUGUCUGA